AUUUCAAUUUAGUUGAGACGACUCAUGAAGGAUAGCAGACAGUUUUCACAACCAUAAACGAAAAAAAUAUAAACUUUUAAAGUGACAUUAAACAAAGAAAAAAAAAUAUUUAAAAAAAUCUAGAAAUGAAUUGUGAAUCGAAAUUGCCCACCAUCACCGAGGUGGAGCAGAAACCCACCCCCACCAAAGACCUUGUGGAGAGUUUACAAUUUGAAACCUCAUCACCUGCUACUUCCACCAAACAUUCAGAGUCACCACCAGAAAUGUACUCGAAAAAUACUGAAGAUGAACAGGAUGAAAUUGUCACCAUUGAAAAUGUUACGGUCAAAUUUCGUUUGGCCAUAAAUCAGGUUAUAGCUCAAGUCUAUCCGAAUUGUAUGACUUUGGGAGAGGUUAAAGUCGAUAUAGGACGUCGUUUUGAAGUGGCUCCCGAACUUUUGGUAUUGGCACAAAAUAAUCGCAUUCUCCCGGAUGAGUAUCGCAUACGUGAAACGGAAAAUGAUGAUUUUGGCAUACAUGAGUAUGCUUUAUCUUUAAAAUCUUUAGAGAAACGUAAGAGUUUAACAACAGUCGCAGCCAGUGGCACCGCUACGGAUGAAGAAAAGGAACGUGAACCUAAAUUAGAUUUGGAAGUGUAUUAUAAUAAACAUCGUCUACCGGAUUUCAUUACGGUCUACAUACCUCCAGAAGAUUCUCGCAAUGGCAAGCCAAAGAACAUCGUUGUGGAAAUACAAAAUAAGGCCAUUUCCAAGCCAUUUCUUUGUGGAUAUUUGGAUAAGAGCACAGGCAUUGAAUAUUUGGAUGCAUUUACCCAGACGGGACCAUUCAUCAACAAAUGCAAGGUUGAUUGCCAACUUUCGCGGGAUACACAGACAUUUGAACAUAAAGUGAAAUUGGUUGACACAAUGCAUGAUCAAACAUCCCAAUGUUGGCUAGAUGGCAACAAUGUCCGUUAUUGGUCAGAGGCUACCGAUUAUACCAUAACCGCAGGAGAUUAUGUCUCAUAUGCUCAACAAGAAAGGGCCAAGAAUCGAAUUGGCAAAAUACAAUUGAUACAACGCAAUUUUCGUCGUUACAAAUGGAUGAAAUGGAUGCGUGAAUGUGCCCAAGAACAUAAACGCCUUGUAACCAAUCGUUUGGCUGAAGAAGAAACAUUUCAAGAAGUACAAGAACGACGCAUUAAACGUGAAGAAAGAGCCAAACAAUUUCCCCGAACCCAAGAUGAUUUCGAUUUGCUACAUGGCGAGGUGCAAAAAUGGAAAUUGGCUGAAUUGAAACGCAUUGCCAGCAUGUAUGAGGGACCUGCGCGAGUGGCUGAAGUCAAUAUCCUGCUGGACAAGGAGAUACAGUUGCUAAAUGGCAUAGAGCGUCAGCGCCAGGUGGUAUUUGAAGCUAUGAAAGAUUUUCGCCAGCAACAAAUGCUAAAGAAAAUGGGAGAACCCAUACAAUGGAUAGGUUAUGGAGAUACUGUAGUCACUGUGGAUCUUUUAAGAACUCAAAGGGUGCGCUUUUUAACAGAAAUUUACAAUGAUUUACAAAAACCUCUUAAAAAAGCCCAACGUCUGGAAUUGAUAACCAAAGUCAGACAAAUUCUGGUGAAUGAGCAGGAUUUUCCCGAUUUUGGAGAGCUUUUUGAUUUGUUUGACCGUGAACGUAACCUGCUGGUCUACACCAAACAUUGUGAUGUGGAAAUCCUACGCAAGCGGCAAAAUGUCCUUUUCGUGGAAUUGAUCAAAUUUGACAGAGAACCUAAGCAGCAUAAACAAGGAAAUCGCAUGUGUUGGGUUUGCAAACAAGUCAAACCCUAUUCCCAAUUUGCCAUACGUACGCGUCAAUCCCAAGUGGAUACAUGUAAGAAAUGCUAUUAUCUAAAGGUGGCCUCAACGGAAAAUGUUGUUUACACAGCCAUUUUAAGAUCCAUACAACGCGAUGAACGCAAAAAGCAUUGUAGCAGUUCAGUGGCUUUUAUCAUGCAAGUGGAUGAUAUACGCCACAUUGUGGAUCAAAUAUGGCAUGGUCACUCGGUGUUGAGUAAAUGCAAUAAUUUGGCAAGAUUAAGGCUACCACGCUGGAACAAAUGCGAAGAAUGGUCUCCUUGGAAUUGUGUCUGUUUGACCGACACCGAGGCCAGAAAUCAUAAUCGAGUUGAAGAUUUGGAAAAAGUCUACGAUUUAAAGACACGCUUGGAAAUUGCCAAUCGUCAUAUGUUGGCUAAGAGUGCUUUUCAUAACUUGGCUUCGGUUUCGAUAGAAUUUAACGAAACCAAUCAAUGGUGCAAUGUGGGUUUAAAUCGCCAACGUCAUGUGCGUGUCGAUCAUAUGGCUGCGGGCAAAGGCAUUGAUAUGCGUAGCAAGCCAAGUGCUGGUGAUCGCAAUUAUACACUGGGAAAGAUUUUAUAAAAGAAAAAACAGAAACGCCAAAACAUUUUCCAAACAUCCAGUUUUGUAAACUUUUGGAUGAUGACAAGAUAUAUUCUGUUAUUGUAUUUUAAAAUAAAAAUCAUAAAUUUGUUAUAGCAAA
This is a messenger RNA of Stomoxys calcitrans (stable fly), 2520 nucleotides long. RefSeq names its product IQ and ubiquitin-like domain-containing protein. Bases 126 to 2399 code for a protein of 757 amino acids. Gene Ontology annotation, biological process: cilium assembly. Gene Ontology annotation, cellular component: acrosomal vesicle; motile cilium. NCBI's taxonomy places the organism in Eukaryota, Metazoa, Arthropoda, Insecta, Diptera, Muscidae. The transcript is spliced from 10 exons. The record is from RefSeq and is a predicted model, not a curated record.